AUGGACUUUACUUCACCCAAUGAGUCUGAUGUAGACAUGAUGCAUGAUGACUCAAUGUUGAAUGCCAAUUUAUCGGCACAAUAUGUUCAUCAUCAGCAACAGCAUCAAGUCCAGCGUUCAUUACCUCCACAUCCAGGCAUUCCAGGCAUGAACACGGAUCCACAGGCUGUUUUUCCUGGGGUUUAUGUGCCUGGUUUGAACCCGAUGGAACAGCCACAACAAGGUGAUGCUAUGGAGGAAUAUGCACGUCUUAUGGGCAUUAAAGUGGAGAAUGACGAUCCAAAUGUUAAUACCAAUGCUUUUGGUGUACCUAAUGGCCCAAAUAGUGAUAUGGCAAAGAUUCAAGCCAAUGCUGCCUACUUUGAAAAUCUCAUUAAUCGUGAGCGCAAUGAUACCAUGGAUGAUGGUAACAAUAUUACGUCCAUGACACUACCAGCAGGUAUUGGCGGUGGAAUGAAUGGUCAAUUUAUGGCUGCUCCCAUGGCACCUACGCCACCCAUGUACAAUCCAAAUUCAGAAUUGGCGUUUCAGGACGGUGGAUCGCGACUGUACGAUCCGUCGUCUGGCUUUCCGAGACAAAGCCCACCAAUGCCCUUUCACAAGGGACCCCAAGUUCGACCGGGCAUGUUGCCACCGGAUAUGGUCGGAUCUCAGACACUUCCACCUGAAAUCAUCUCGGCUAUGAUUAAAAAUAAUCCAUCUCAUAAUUUUGACAAUUUGAGUGAAGAUGAGAAACAGGCACUGAUUAAGGAGGAAAAGUCGAGAGAGCGCAAUCGGGACCAUUCACGCAAGUCGCGUCUUCGCAAGAAAGAGUUUGUCGAGUCACUCAAGCACGAAGUUGUACAGCUACAGGUCUAUCAGCAGAUUUGUGAACAAUGCAUGGACUGCAUUGCUCUUGUGGUAGCUGAGGCGUCAGCGGUCAUUCUUUUCUCAAGUGCUGCGUACACGCGUGUACUUGGCUAUCAAAACCACCAGAUUGUGCCCGGUCAGACGAGUUUUUUGGAUAUGGUGCACCCGGACAAUGUGCAAGAAGUUCGCGCGGUGUUCACAAAGCUCAACACUUUGGGCGAGACUCACAGAUUUAAAUUUCGAAUAAAGUCAAUGGACGGCGAGUACUUUAACGCGGAGACAACAGCACGUAUGGCGGAAAAGGGCGUGGUGUGUUCGACUCGCGUGGAUCGUGAUGUCUAG
Molecule: messenger RNA, 1191 nt
Organism: Peronospora belbahrii
Lineage: Eukaryota; Oomycota; Peronosporomycetes; Peronosporales; Peronosporaceae
Source: the annotation of a GenBank genome assembly